This is a messenger RNA of Rosa chinensis, 2191 nucleotides long. Its product is annotated as acyl-protein thioesterase 2. Gene Ontology annotation, molecular function: hydrolase activity. NCBI's taxonomy places the organism in Eukaryota, Viridiplantae, Streptophyta, Magnoliopsida, Rosales, Rosaceae. The transcript is spliced from 10 exons. Bases 1158 to 1931 code for a protein of 257 amino acids. The record is from RefSeq and is a predicted model, not a curated record.
AAACCAGUUUUUCAAUUAAUUUUUCUGCUCAAUUUCAUUUGGGUUUAUCUAUCAAUUGUGUCCCAUAUUUCAAAGUUACCAUCUUUAUGAUUCUGUACUUUCAUACUGGUUUGCUCUGUGUUGAAUUUCAAGCUUUAGUUUAUGAGUAUUGGGUUGCUCAAGUGUUACCAUUUUUUGUUUAUAGCUUCAAUUAUAUACCUUUAUGUUUCAGAUGGUAUCAAGGUAGAACCUUUAUGAGUUUGGUUUUCCAUUUUGACAUUUCUAGUUCUGGUUUCUGGGUUAAGGGGGUGAUGUGAACAAUGUUAAACACUUUAAUCACACCUGGGAUCUCCAAUUGGCAUUUCUAUGUAAGACAUGGACCUCAUCUUAGGUGAUCAGAUGAUUCACAGGGGUCAUUGAAGCACCAUUUGGCUCAUUAAAUUCCCAAACUUUUAGAACACUUUCUUGAUAUUGUUUGUAUCAGCACUUUGUUAUGAGCUUAUGGUUAUUUCAGUUCAAUAAGAGAGGAAGAUGCCAAAGUUUAGGUGUAAACUCUUUAACGUGUUCUAAGAGUAGCCUCACUGUUUUUCCAAAUCCUUGUGAUAUAAGGUUAGCAUCUGAAAAGUAAUUUUUUUCCUCCGCCCUUUUUGUUUGAGCUGUCGACAAGUUAAGUUAUUUUCGUCCUUUUGGUGUCAGAAUCAAGUUCUUUUCUAAGCUGUAGGUUUUGUUCCGACAUGUUAAGUGUAAUUUAUAUGUUUGAACAUUAUGGUUUUGAAGUUGAAAUGCUAAAGCAAUUCAAAAUCAAGUUCUUUUCUAAGCUGUAGGUUUUGUUCUGACAUGUUUAAGUGAUUUAUAUAUUUGAACAUUAUGGUUUUGAAGUUGAAAUGCUAAAGCAAUUGUAGGUGCCAUGCAAUUGUAGUUGUCAUUGGUUUUUCAAUGACAAACAAAACAUUGAAUUUUUACUAGUGUGGUUGUUAUUCUGCAUAAAUCCUAAUUAUGAAUAAAGAUAUAUCAUAAAAACUAGAAGUUUUAACAUGGGGUAAUCUUGACAAUUGGCCAUCUACAUAGCCUUGCUGUGGUUCUUGGAUCACCUAGGCCUAUAGGUUCUGUGCUCUUUUGUCUUUACAGUUUCUGUAGUAGGAGUGUGGUUGGUGCUAUUUUCCUUGAGGGUGCCUAAUAUGAGCUUCACGUCUCCAUCUGUGGGUUCUGGUGGUAGAACUGUUAGAAGGGCAUUUGAGUUUGGAAGAACCUAUGUAGUCCGACCUAAAGGCAAACACCAGGCCACCGUAGUUUGGCUACAUGGCCUUGGUGAUAAUGGCUCUAGCUGGUCCCAGCUCUUGGAAACCCUCCCUCUUCCAAAUAUUAAAUGGAUAUGUCCAACUGCUCCUACUCAACCAAUUUCAGUUUUUGGUGGUUUUCCUUCCACUGCUUGGUUUGAUGUUGGAGAACUCUCAGAAGAUGCUCCAGAUGAUAUGGAGGGCUUGGAUGCUUCAGCAGCACAUGUAGCUAAUUUGCUGUCAACGGAGCCCGAUGACAUUAAACUUGGAGUUGGAGGUUUUAGUAUGGGUGCAGCUACAGCUCUGUACUCAGCCACCUGCUUUGCUAUACAGAAAUAUGGGAAUGGUACUCCAUAUCCAUCCAAUCUGAGUGCAGUUGUUGGACUCAGUGGAUGGCUUCCAUGUUCCAAGACCUUGAGUAAGAAGUUUGAAGAAGCAAGUGAAGCUGCAAGACGUGCUGCCUCCUUUCCACUUUUGUUAUGUCAUGGAAAAGGUGAUGAUGUGGUUCCUUAUAAGUUCGGUGAGAAAUCUUCACGAGCUCUGAGUGCAACUGGCUUUCAGGACAUGACGUUCAAAUCCUAUAAUGGGCUUGGUCAUUACACAAUUCCUGAAGAGAUGGAUGAGGUUUGUGCUUGGCUAAAUUCAAAGUUGGGGCUGGACGGAACUCCUUCAUAGUUUGCUUCCAUGAGAAAUCUCAAGCAACAUCAAGAGGCAGAAAAUGAAGGGAAGAUGUUAGAAACAUGAAAUUUUUAGUGGUUUGCUAGCGAGUUAUGACCUAUAUGUCCUUUGAUCCUCUUUUUUAAAAAGAGAAGAGAAAAAAAAAAGACCUAUAUGUCCUUUAAGGCUUGUUAUUGUUUGGCUGGUUGGAUAAAAUCUAUAUUCGUAUGUAAUAGGAUAUUCAUUAUUUGGAUCAUGAAACAUGCCAUUUGAACGUA